AUGUUAAUAUUGAUCUUGUUAUUUUAGUUGACGCUAUCACAGCCUUAUGAAUAAGAGAUUAUUGAAUUAUAGAUGGAGAAACAAUAUGAAUUUUAUGGGUAUUGAUGUUUAAUAUAUGAAUAUUAGUAAAGUCCCAGGUACAUCAACUUCUGUUCUUUAUCCUGUUCACUUUUAUAAGUUCUUUGUUUAGAAUGUGAUACCUAAUGAAGACAUUUUUGUAGUGUUAAAAGCUCUACAUGAUCAAAGCUCAUUCCCCUCUCUUUACAUUAGUAAGGAGAAUUAAUAGUAUUGUAUUUGUAUUUAAUUAGUCCAACAAUUUAUGAUGAAUUAUGUGGUAAUAAAGGUAUGGAUGUUUGUGUCUUAGAAGAAAAUAAGCUUAUUGCAAAUACAACUUAUUAUUUAGGAGUAUAUUGUUUAUAGGAUUGUGAUUACGAAUUAACUAUUCAUUAUGAAGAGGAAGAAAUCUUAUAAUUAGGAUAAGCAGUGAUAGUGAAAUUUGAUAAUGAAACAGAAAGUAUCCUAAAAAUCGGUAUGCCAAGUACAAUGGAUGGAGUUGAUAGAAUCCUAAUCCGAGCUCAUCACAUCUACGAAAAGAAUACUAUAUUGAAUGAGUCAUUUCAUUUUUAUAUUAAUGAAGGGAAUGAAACUCCAUCACCUAGUUAAUUUUAAUAUGAAGCUGAAGAGAUUUGGAUGGUAGGAAAAGGAGUAGUGAUAUAUAAAAAUAGUACAAAUCUUAAAGGGAAUUUGACUUUGUUAAUGUUAGGUGUACCAAAUACUAGAUUAUAUUUUAUAUCAACAGUUUAUGAACGAAUUAGGGAGAUUGAUUUAUUUGAAAAGACAGAUGAUUUAGUAAUUGAGAGGAAAACAAAUUAUUAUAAACUAAUAAUAAAUAAUGAUUAUUUAGAAUUUUUGGAGGAAAAUUCAUUAUCAUUUGAUAUUCAUCCAUUUGAAGGUAAUCCUGAUGUUUAUAUAUCACCAUGUCAUUAAGGUGAAUGUUCAUUGGAUUAUAAACAUUAUCCAUGGCAAUCAUAAUUAGAUUUUGGUUAUGAAUCUAUAACAAUAUCUCCAGGAGAUAGAAUAAUAAAUGGAAAUGAAACUUAAUAUAUAAUAGCAAUUAAUGGAGUGGAUGAAUUUGCCAGUUAUUCAUUUGUAGCUUAUUUGAGUAAUUACUAUAGUAGAACAUUAUCUGUUUAUGCUUUUGAAUCUGGAUUUUUAGUAAAGAAUGAAUUUGCAGAAUAUAUUGUUGGAAUAUAUGAUCAACCAAAUUAAACAUUUACAAUAACUGCAAAUUAUCCAACAGGACAUGGUAUGAUUAUAUUAAAAAAAUGCAUUAAAGAUAAAAAUGAAUUAAGUUAGGUUUCAAAUUCAUUAACUUAUAUUUUAAGUGCAGGACCAGAUAAUUAUUUUAAUUGUUCAAUUACAAUAGAUUAAAUAGAAUAAUUAUAAAAUGUAAACUAAUUAAAAUCAGGAGGUUCAGAAUUGUAUUCAGCUGAAAAUACAUUAUAAUUCAAUUAUAAUAAAUUUGAAUGUGAGAGUAAUGUCACAAUGCUAAAAUAUGAGAAUAUAUAGACUAAUUGUUAAUAUGUAGUUGGUAUAUAUAGUAAUGUUGAAUAUAUGAACUAUCAAAUAUUUAUUAAGGGAUAAGAAUAGCAUAUUGAAUUAACAGAAUCAACAACUCAUCGUAGUUAUUUGAUGGAAUAUGAUACAGAUUUAUAUUAAUUCACAAUUGAUAAUGAUGAAGAAUUAAUUGAAGUAGUAUUCUAAAUAACAGCCAUUACUGGUGAAUAUGAAGCUUAUGCUUCCAGAUUAUAUGAUAAACCUAAUUCAACAUUCUAUGAUAGAUAUGCCAAUAUGGAAUUAGAUGUCUUAUAAUAUAAAGCAGAGACUGAAACUUAAGGUUUAUUUGGAUAGUAUUAUAUUCGAAUAGUGGCCAAGGCAUUACUCAGAUAUACAAUUACUCCUAUAAUUUAUAGAAAAUCACAUGAAGAAAUUAAUUAUAUUCAUCUCACUGAAAGUAUCCCUUAUAAUCAUUUACAAACAAAAAUUGAUUAAGUUACUUAUUUUAAUUUUGAAUACAGAUAGAAUGGUCCUUUGUUUAUACAUUUAAAUGGAAUUUAUGGUUAUUUUAUAUGUUAUGUUAUUGGUACAAAUGGUAUUAUUGGUAAUAAAUAUCCUAAUGAAAGUCAAUAUGAUUUUUCACUUAGAAGUUCAUAACAUACACUCAUAAUAGAGAAUCCAAAAUAAUAUUAUUAUGUUUAAGUCAGUUCUACUUCUCUUGGUCUUAAUGAAUCUUAUGAAAUUCAAUUCACUUCAUCAAGUUCAUUAAUGGAAUUAUUUUAUGGAGAACCACUCAUUACUCAAUUGGAUAAUUUACAUUAAGCUUUUUAUUAUUAUUAAUCACCUUAUGCAUUAGAGAAAUUAUUCAUAAUUAGAACAUAUACAACUGAAAUUAAUGAAUAGAAUAAUCUGAAAAUUUAUGUUAGUAUGAAAUAUAAAUUUCCAAAUAAAGAUAAUUGUGAAUUAGAAUUAUUAGAUUCAUCUAUUUAUUUGACUUUAUAAAAUAUCAAAGAGAGUACAAUUGUAUAUAUUGGUGUAGAGAGUAUAGGAUAUAAUGAAUAUUCAUUGUUGAUCAGAGGUGUAUCUGGUAUUACAGAAUUAUUGGAUAAUACUGUUUAAUAGGUACCAGUUCCUUCAUUUGAAUAAUAUUAAUAAUCUGAUUUAUAUUUUGUUGUUCCAAAAGAUCUCAAGAAUACUAUUCAAAUAUAAGCAUAUACUUAAUUUGCUGAAAUAGAAUUAUUUUGUUCAAUAAAAGAUUAUGCUAUAGUAUCUAAAGAUUUAAAAAACAAUAAUCAUCAUAUAUUUCCUAAUUCUUCUAAUUAUGAUAUUGAAGAAGAGAUUAGUGCUAGUAUUUCAAAUAAAUUAUUGAUCAUUAAUUAAGAAUAAUUAAAAAAUUGUUAAAAUUAUAAAUAAGGUUGUGUAUUAUUGAUAAGUGUAAAAUUAGAUUUAUAAUCAUUAUAUUCAUAUAUCUUUGGUAAUUCCUAUAAUAAUAUAUCAACAGUAGAUGGUGAAGAUGGUUAUUUCAAUAUAAUGAUAUCUACAUAAUAUUCAAUAAUAAGAAAUGGAGAAAUGUUAAUAGGACAUUCUGGAGAGAAUCUCAUGUCAUAUUAUUAUUUUUAUGUAGACAAUCCAGUUGAAUUCAUAUAAAUUGCAGCUAGACCUAUUGAUGAUUGUGAUCCAGAUAUUUAUGUAAACAAACUAAUUAAUGAUAAUAUCACAUAUCCAACUGAAGAUUCAAAUACUUAUAAAUCAUUGUCAUAUAAAUCAGACAUUCUUAUAAUAAGAGAAUCUAAUAAUGUUGGAUCUUAUAUAAUAGGAAUUUCUGGAUUUAGAAAGUAAUGCACAUAUGAAUUACUAUUAAAUUUUGCAGAUAUAGAAUUGUAUUAUAUAUCAAAUGGUCAAUUUACAAGUCAUCAUAUAAAUUAGACAGUUUAUUAUUUCUAUUAACAUAUACGAAAAGAAUCCUUCCGUAUAAUGAUUCAAGGAAUUAAUAAUAUAGAUGUAGCUAUUAAUACCUACUCUUAAUAUAAUGAUAGUGAUGAUGGUCUUUUUGAUCUUCUACCUUAUUAUGGAACAGAUGAAAUUUAAAUACUUUAAGAACAUAAUGAUAAUCUUUUUGGUGGGAUCAUUUAGAUUAGUUAAUCAAAUUAACACUUUUGUUAUUAUUGUACAUAUAUAAUUGCAUUAAGACCAUUAAAAAGUGCUGACAUUUAAUUAUUAAUUGCAUAUAAUUCAAUACCAUUGGAUAUUGAGUAUGGUAGGAUAUAUUAUGAUUAAUGUCUUUAGAGUUGUAAAUAUUAUGUUGAACCAGGAGAUUUAAAUAUAUUUGUAUAUUCAUAAAAUAUAGAAUUACAUUUUUAUGAUAAUGAUGAAACUUUUAUAUUCAGUAUGAAUCUUAGUAAUUCUUAACAUAUUAUACCAAUUAAUUCAUCAUAUACACUUAGUAUUGUUAAUCCUAAUUCAAAUUAAGUGGCUUCAUAUUGGUUGAGUUUAUAGAGUGAAUAAAACUUUAUCACUUUGCAUUUAGGUAAAUCAUAUAAAGGUAAUAAUACUGGUGAAUAGAAUGUUACAUCAUUUACAUUCACUCCAAUUACAACAAUAUAAUGGUACACCAUAAUUGUUAAUUGUAAAUCUAAUGUUAAAGUGGAACUCUUUUAUAUGUCCAAGAAUAUUACAGAAUUUAUAUUGAUUAAUCCUAUAUAAGAAUGGAGUAUUAGUAAAUCUUAAUUAGAAUUGAAAUAUUAAUUGCCUAAUGUAAAUUACUUUUAUAAAAUUACCUUAUCAUGUCAAGGUCAAUUUAGUAUCACUAUAAAUUUGGAAGGUUUAAAAUAUAUUGAUUCUAAUUAACAUUAUAUAGAAUAAAUACAAUCUACUUAAAUUUACAAUAUAUAUGGUACAAAAGGAUAAGAAUUAAUGAUUGAAAAAAUUGAUUGUUUAGGUUAAACUGAAAGCAAUAUCAGUUCUUAUCAAUUUAGAAAUUCAAGUGAUAUCUAUUUUAAUGUAACUCCAACCUCUUUUGCUAGUUAUACAAAAAAUGGAUUAUCAAUUAGAAAAAACAUUUAUAGUUUGGUACCUCAUUUAUAAUAUUCUCAUGAUGUUUGGUAUUCUAAUAAGACAAUCACUUAUUAAGUAGUAGAAAAUAAGGAGAAUUAAACUUUGAUAGUUUCUGUAGAUACAAUGACAAGAAAUAAGACUGGUCUUUUAGAACUCAAGAUGCUUAUGUAAUUAUUUAAAUUGUAUUAUAGUUAUCAAUUACAUUAUUCAAAUCAAGAAACAUUUAUGAAUGCUUUUGGAUGUCAAAUGGAUAUUGAAUCUCUCAAGUAUUACACAAAUAAUUAACUGUAUCAUAGUAAAUCCUUAUAAACAAUUAAGGAGGAGGAUAACAAAGUAUCUUUUUAAGGUAUAUAUAUUCAUUUAUAUUAAUUAUUAAGUUCCUCUGCCUGAGGAUCAUAAAGUACUUUAUGGUUUGAUUGUAUUCUAAGCAUUCUAUUAAGGAUAUGAUACUCCCUAUACCUAUUUCUAUAACAGUAGUUUGAUAUAUAAUUAUACGAAAUCAGAUGUUAAGAUUAAGGAGAAUGAUAAUUAGGAUUACUUUGAGAAUAAGGAUUAGAUUAUUAUUAUUGGAAUUAUAGUGGUUUCAUUUUUAGUUAUGAUAAUAUUGUUUUUUGUAAUAAGGAAGAUAGUAUAGAGAAGGAAAUAAGGAAAAUUAGGUAAACCAAAAAAUAUAUAAGCAGAUGAAGAAUGGGAAUAAGUAAAAGCAGUAUGAU
This is a messenger RNA of Paramecium pentaurelia, 5324 nucleotides long. Lineage: Eukaryota; Ciliophora; Oligohymenophorea; Peniculida; Parameciidae. The record is from the annotation of a GenBank genome assembly.